GAUGAUGAGAACUCCCACCACAACGAAUAAGCGACCCUCCUCAACCAUGUCGGGCGAAGUACCCUUUAGGAUAUCUGUUUCAGAUGAAGAACUAUUUCUACUACAAAAAAAACUUGAUCUAGCAAGGUUUCCGGACGAACUCUCUAACUCCGGGUGGAAGUAUGGCGUUCCUCUUCAAGAUAUACAAAGACUUGCAGAAAGGUGGAAGAGCGGAUACGACUGGAGAAGUGAAGAAGCAAAGUUAAACGACGAACUUCCUCAGUUCACAAGAGAUAUUCAUGUUGAAGGACACGGCACCUUGAUUAUUCACUAUGUUCAUCAGAGAAGCGCCGUUGCAGCUGCUAUACCUCUACUCUUCGUGCACGGGUGGCCUGGAAGCUUCAUUGAAGUCCGAAAAAUACUUCCUCUUCUGAUCCAGUCAUCCCCAAAGCAUCCCAGUUUCCAUGUUGUGGCACUCAGUCUUCCCGGAUACGGCUUUUCUGAAGCACCAUAUAAACCCGGUUUCAGGGCCGUUCAAUAUGCUGAGAUCGGCAACAAACUGAUGCUCGCAUUGGGAUACCCCGAAUAUGUCACACAGGGAGGUGAUUGGGGCUUCAUGGUAACUCGCAAGAUUGCCGAGGUGUAUGGUAUAGUCCACAGUAAGGCCUGGCACACUAACAUGCCUGGUGGCUUCCCCCCGGCAUUCUCACGAGAGCCUCUGUUAUACCUCCGCCAGCUUCUCACACCCUACACUGCAGCUGAAAAGACUGGGUUAGCGCGUAGCGCGUGGUUCGCCAAACACGGAAUGGGUUAUUUCCGUGAACAAUCUACUCAGCCACAAACUUUGGGGUAUUCUUUGGCUGAUUCUCCCGUUGGCUUAUUGGCUUGGAUAUAUGAAAAGCUGGUAAAUUGGACUGAUAACUACCCUUGGACUGAUGAUGAAGUGCUCACUUGGAUCUCAAUCUAUUAUUUUUCACGCGCUGGGCCUGCCUCCUCAGUACGAAUCUACUACGAGAUGAUGCAAGACAAAGAAAAAGUCAUCAAACCUUUGACCCCCUUUGGCGUAUCACGCUUUCCAAAGGAACUGAACAUUCGACCGAGAUUGUGGACCAGAACGGUUGGAAAUCUUGUCUUUGAGGCAGAACAUUCCGCCGGGGGCCAUUUUGCUGCAUACGAGAAGCCAAAGUCCUUAGUCGGUGAUCUGAGAAAAAUGUUUGGUAAGGGAGGACCGGCUUACGGGGUGGUAAAUGGACAGAAAGGAUAUGAACGUGUGGGUACGAAGGCAAAGCUGUAAAAUAUGUGUAUAGAAUCUCUAUAUAUACGUGAACCCCUGGA
Messenger RNA from Marasmius oreades (fairy-ring Marasmius), 1314 nucleotides. RefSeq lists its product as uncharacterized. Gene Ontology annotation, molecular function: epoxide hydrolase activity. Lineage: Eukaryota; Fungi; Basidiomycota; Agaricomycetes; Agaricales; Marasmiaceae. The coding region runs from base 2 to 1273 and encodes 423 amino acids. Gene Ontology annotation, biological process: epoxide metabolic process. The record is from RefSeq and is a predicted model, not a curated record. The transcript has 8 exons.